CGAAGGGCUGCACAGAGAACAGGAAGCCACGCCCACUCAGACACUUUGCUGCCGCUUCCGGUGUCGGCGUGUUAAGGGAAGUCGGGCGGAGCCGAGUGUAGAGAGUAAGGUAACGGUUUAUGGGGUAUAUGGUGUUUAUGGUGUAUAUUGGACUUUCUGUCACAGUAUUCAGUGUGUGCAUACAGUCCCGGGCUGUAACAGUGUAAUGGGCUGGGAUAGCCAGCAUCAAUGGGAUAUGACGGGCGGUGUAAAUAUAACAUGAUUACCGGGAGGAAUAGAUCUUCCUCUCAGACAUAUUGUAAUGACGGCAUGACCAGCUCACCUUCACUCCCACUGUGGACACUGAGUGUCUGGUGACUUUUGGUUUCUGGAGUUGUCCCAUUAUAUGGCAUUCCUAUUACCAACUUCAUCCAAAGGGCAUGCCGGUCCCUUGUGGAGGAGGGCACGCUGGUCACUUGUGGAUGAAGGGGGGGGCACGCCGGUCACUUGUGGAUGGAGGGGGGGGCACGCCGGUCACUUGUGGAUGGAAACACGCCGGUCACUUGUAGAUGAUGGAGAACACGCCCCGGUCCACUUGUAUGAAUGAGACACGCUUGAUCACUUGUGGAUGAUGGAGAGCCGCGCGGUCACUAUGUGGAUGGAGAACACGCCCGGUCACUUUAAUGUGAAUGGAGAACGCGCCCAGUCCACUUGUGGAUGAUGGAAGUACCGGUCGCAAUGAAUGGAGAACGCGGUCACUUGUAGAUGGAGAGCCUAACGCCCGGUCACUUGUGGAUGGAGAGCACGCGGUCACCCAAUAGAUGGAGAACGCGGUCACUUGUGGAUGGAGGGGGAGCCGCGCCCCGGUCCUUGUAGGUGGAGAACGCGCCCGGUCGCGUAAGGUGGAGGGCCGCGCGGUCACUUGUGGGUGGAGAGACGCCCGGUCCCGUGUGGAUGGAGGCCGCAUGAGUCCGUGUGGAUGGAGGGAGAACCGCGGUCACGUGUGGAUGGAGGGAGGGAGCCGCGCCCGGUCACGUGUGGAUGGAGGGGAGGGGGGGGGCACGCCGGUCACGUGUGGAUGAAGGGGAGGGGGGGCACGCCGGUCACGUGUGGAUGGAGGGGGGACAGGCCGUUCGCUGUUAACUGUUUAUCCCAGUUGCGUGAAUGUGAGGUUUUUGAUUUGACUUUUUAUUUUUUAAUCUUCGAGCUGUGAGUUCCAUGGUAAAUUGAAAAGUUACACAUAUAUAAAAUUUUUUAUUUUUUUCAUAAUCUUGUUUAGGUACAUAUUUUUUUUAAGGUACUUUUAAAGGUAACUUAUGUGCAUGUUAUCCGUUUUAUUUUGAUUGUCUGUGUGUGUCUCUCGACAUUUUACCUAAUGACUAUUACAUAUAUUCAGGGCUUGAUGCAGAUUAGCUACAUAGAAAAGUUCACUUGUGUCUCACUUGACAUGUUCAGGGUUACAUACUAAACUCCAAAUUUUUGUAAAUAUAAUGCAAAUUGCAAAACUGAUUAGAAAAAAUAAGCCACAAUGUGUGGUUUAUAUUGGAUAUGUUUUUAGUUUGGAUUGGAGGCUAUAUACAGGUGACACUCAAACAAUUAGAAUAUCGUGCAAAGUUCAUUUAUUUCAGUAAUGCAACGUAAAAGGGGAAACUAAUAUAUGAGAUAGGCGCAUUACAUGCAAAACAAGGUAGUUCAAGCCGUGAUUUGUCAUAAGUGCGAUGAUUAUGGCUUACAGUUCAUGAAAACCCCAGUUCAGAUUUCAGAGGAUUCCAGGUGAUGUAAGGAUGCCACAAGAACACCUGUGUAGCUACCACAUGAUUUACAUGAACUGAUAUCGAUUUAUAGAGAAUACAAGUUCAUAUAAAUUGUGCUUGCCAAAUUGCACUAAAUGUAUAGGCAAAAAAAUGUAUUACACAAUUUUUUUUAUUUCACAGAAUACCAAAAAUUAAAAUAGGGGAGUGGUGGUGCUCUCAACCUAUCAUUUGGACAGAAUAAUCACGAUAGAUAAUAAUAGUAUACUUUAAGCAUUAUAAGUGCUGUUUAAUUAGGUAAGAGUUAUGAAUGCCAGGGAAAGCACUCUCCAAAACAGAUUGACCUUAAAAAUAAAUAAAUGAUUUGACUUAUAGCACCAUAUCCACUACAACGAGCUGUAGUGGAUAUAGCUUAGUGUUCCCAUCAAGAGAAGCAGUUACAAAUAUGUAUUAAUAGCAUUCGAGUGUUUCAGGCCAUUUAGAUUGUUGGCACCCUCAAUAGAAUGUAAAACCAAAAAGAAACUUGUCUUAAACUAACACUUUUUUUGAUUGGAAAAAAACUUAAUAUAACAUGUAUUUGAAGCAAUGAUAGGAAGCCUUAGACAGAAUAGUGUAAUUGAUCUUACAAUAUUUCACACAAGGCCUAAAAUGUUAGUAUGAAAGCAACAAUGUGAUUUGUAGGUGUGGCAAACUAGGACACUGCUUUUCUGCAGAAAAUUAUUCAGGGCCCUACUGCAUGUGCUGCGCCAGUAGGCUUUGGCACAUAGAGCAGCAUUAAGGUGCUUCUCUAUGGAGAGACUUAAAGGGAUGCUAUAGGCACCCAGACCACUUCAUCUCAUUGAUGUGGUCUCGGUGCAGUGUCCAUGUUCCCCUGAGUCAUUAAAUGUAAAACAUUGCAGGUUUAGUGAAAAUUGGGGAACCAGCAGAAGUUACAGUACUAAGACUGCCUCUAGUGGCUGUGUACCAGACAGCCGCUGGGGGCGCUUCCUGGAGUUUCAGAGAGUUUGGCUCUGUGAAAUGCUUUGCUUUGCACGAGGAUGUCCAGUGUCAGAGAAAAUCCCAAAGGAGAGCAUUGAGGCAAUGCUUUCCUAUGGGGAAUGACUAAUGCGCGUGCCACUUGUUGCACAUGCGCAUUAGAUCCCCUUUUUGGAUGACACCGGAGGAGGCGAAGCGUGAACCAGCGAUGGAAUCGGGUAAGUGAAUAAAGGGUCGUUUAACCCUUUGCAACUAGCGGGGACCCAGAGGAGGUGCCGCAGGGGCUGAGUAAGGCAUUAGUGUUAGAAAUACAUCUUUGUUUUCCUAAUACUAUAGUGUUAAUUUAAUCCUGCAAUGUAAAGCAUAGGGAAAACUUCAUUGUUUGCCUCUACCAGACAGCCACUAGAGGCACUUUCUGUUGUUUAACUGAGCUUAACUCCUCAGGCAUUUAUUUCUACCACAAAUCCCUUCCUUCUGUGUGUCUCACCCCCCAGCCCUUCUGUGUGUCUCACCCCCCAGCCCUCCUGUGUGUCUCACCCCCCAGCCCUCCUGUGUGUCUCACCCCCCAGCCCUUCUGUGUGUCUCACCCCCCAGCCCUUCUGUGUGUCUCACCCCCCAGCCCUUCUGUGUGUCUCACCCCAGCCCUUCUGUGUGUCUCACCCCAGCUCCUUCUUGUGUGUCUCACUCCCAGCCCUUCUGUGUGUCUCACCCCCACACCCCAGCCUUCUGUGUGUGUCUCCCCCAGCCCUUCUGUGUGUCUCACCCCCCAGCCCUUCUGUGUGUCUCACCCCCCAGCCCUUCUGUGUCUGUUCAUCCCCGCAGCCAUUCUGUGUGCCUCUUUAUCUCCCCCAGCCCCUUUGUGUAUCUUUCUCCCACAGCCAAUUUGUGCAUCUGUUUCUCCACCAACUCCUUUGUGUCUUUUUUUUUUUUCCCUUCCCCAGUCCCUCUGUCUCUUUGCCCCCCCCAAGUGCGUCUAUGUUCCUUUGUCCCACCAUCCAUUCUGUGUGUGUGUGUGUGUGCCCCUCAGGCCCGCCGUGUGCCCCUCGGGCCCGCCGUGUGCCCCUCGGGCCCGCCGUGUGCCCCUCGGGCCCGCUUCUUUUAGACCCUCCCCUUACUGUGCCCUCUUAGCCCACUCUGCGUCUGUGCCCCUCAGCCCCUCUUUGUCUCUUUAGCCACCUCCUCACCUAUGCCCUCGUUUGCCCCUCGCCUCCUGUGGCCUUAAGUUAUGUAGCCCCCUUCCCACCCUUCCCUGUGUGUGCUCACCUUCAAGCCCAGACAGCCUUCCAGGAGCUCUAAGGGCCUUCAGGCAGGAGGCGGGGCUUAAACCGAAGGCUGUGCCUUCUCCCCUUAUGUAACCCCCUUCCUGUGCCAUUUUAGACCUCUCCCUCCUGUGCCCUUAUGUAUCCCCCCUCCCACCCUUCCCUGUGUGUGCUCACCUUUCAGCCCAGCCAGCCUUCCAGGAGCUCUGAGGGCCUUCAGGCAGGAGGUGGAGCUUAAACCAAAGGGUGGGACUUAGCUAGAGGGGCGGAGCCUACCGCUGCAAUGCCCUUCUGCGCAUAGGAUCAGCUAUGCAUGGCAGAGUUUAAUAAGGGGUGAGCUUCGUCAGCCAAAACCUCAGAGAAUUAGCUGAGGUGCGUUUGUGUGUCCGUGCUGUGUAGAAAUGUACAGUUUAUACUGUUAUCUUGGCAGGCCAGCUGCAAGGCAAGCAUCCUGGCUUCCACUCAACUGGUCUGCAUAACAGCUACGGUCUGCAUAACGGAUACUCUCUGCCUGGCUCAGACAGACGCAUUCCACCGCUUCCCUGCCUUUAUUUUCCCGGUGCUUAGUUUUAUUACUUUUUUCACGUGUACUUGAUUAAGAAAAGAGUGUCCGGGGCAGGGAGCUGCCUGGGAAUCCAAUCCACUGUUUUCUACUAUAAUGGUGGGAAACGGCACAGCCACGAGCUGGAAGGGUUGAGUUGAGGUAACUGGACUCCAGUACUCUAGAGGUUGGGAGUAUUGAGUGUUCUAGAAUGACAAACAGACUGCAUGUAACAACUUCUUCUGCAUUCCGUUCCCACCACAUAGGAAAUAUUACAGCAACAGUUACUCAGAGUUGUGUUAACUCUUCAAGGCCUUCAUUAUGUAGAUAAAUGCACUUUCCCUUUUGACAUUUUUUUUUUUUUUUUAAACCUGUUUAAUGUACCACACACGGGGGAGGGGAAGUGUAAUUUUCAGCAGGUUUGACCUGUUUUCUGCCAAAAUGGGAAAGGCCCGUUUUCUACUGAAAUUUCCGUGCAUCCUACUGCAAAGAUCUGAUACAGGUUUCCUUCUAAUGUUGUGUAGUGGGCUGAUGAAGGUAUAGUUAAGAAUACGGUAUGCUGACUAUGGAUCUCUUCCCCCAGGUCUUUACAUGUAGUAGUGUUAAAAGAUGAAUAUGAUUAUGGAAGCUUUAAAUCCCUAUCCUGGUUCCCCAGUAGGGACAAUGGCUGUAUUGUUUGAUGGCAAUGUAAAGAUUCUUUAUAAACCCUUGUUGUACUUUAUCUAAAAGAUGAAAAUCGCCUCAUCCUAGAAAUCUUAUGCAUGUAAUGCUUUCUUUUAAGGUUCAUCACUUGAGUAAUGGAUCUUCGACAGCUGUUGUUUUGCCUCUGUUUGUGGGUGGCAUGUACUCUGAGCAAGCCCACUGAGAAAAAGGAGCGUGUCCACCAUGACCCUCAGCUAAGUGAGAAAAUGCAUGAUGAUGCCCAAAACUUUGACUAUGACCAUGAUGCCUUUCUUGGAGCCGAAGAGGCAAAAACGUUCGACCAGCUAACUCCGGAAGAAAGCAAGGAGAGAUUGGGGUAUGCAAUUCAUUGUAAAAGAUCUUUUAGAUAAGUAAAUAAAUUGUACUCUUCUAUUAUGUAACAAGCCAGGGAAUGCACUAUUGUUGCCACUAAUGAGCAGUUCAAAUCCACUGGUGGUUAGUUGAUUGAUCUGCAAAUACUACAUGUUGGCAAUUUACCUGUGUUAACAUCCUUUCAUAGGCUUUAAUGCGUAUGUCUUGUAAGUGAUGUUUGUUCUUGUAAAUUCUUAUUGGCAACUAGUAAAAGUGAGAGGAAUAAUCAAGCUUAGCAAAUAGCAACUUGGUGAUCUAAUAAUAUUGGUUCACAGAGGCCGGGCUUGACAAAUUUACUUGGAAUCUAGGAGGCAGCAUAAAAAAAAAGUUAGGAGACCGUUUUUCUUUUUUUUUUUUUUUUUUUUCCAGCUAACAAAGAUUUAUUCUUAAUGACAAAAAUACAAUUCUUAAAGGUUCACUCUAGUCACCAGAAACACUACAGCUUAAUGUAGUGGUUCUGGUGUCCUAUAGCAUGUCCGAAUCAGGUAUCAUUCUGUUCACUCCUAAAUAGCACACACUUAAUUGUGAAAAUCCUGAUUUUGUUUUGGAUGUCUUGCAUUCUUGUCUUUUAACUAAUCAUGUCACAUUGUGCCUGCUGAAUACUGCUUAGUCUAAUUGUUCUGGUUCUACUUCUGCGUAGCUUUCUUCUUUUGGGCCUGGGCUGUUUAGAAAAGGAUGAGCACACUAGAUGAACAAAUUUGGCAUUCAUGCUCAAUUAAAAGGUUUCAUUCUAGAUCUCAUUUAGUAUUUCGGACAUUUAAUAACCUGAAAACUGUGUGACCGCUAAAGCAAUGGAAUAUUUACAGGAUAAUUUAAAACCUCGCAAUACUUUCUCUUUAAUCCAGGAGUUGCUAAAAGCCUGUAGAAUUUAGUAGAAAUUAAGUUUUAUCCAUAUGUCUAUUUUCUGAAAGUUUACUAGUGUACAAUUAAUAAAACUAUCUUAAUAACCUAGUAAAGUGUGCUGAGUAAUUGUAUGUGUCAUCGGUUCACAUUUCCUGUGAUAACGUUUCAUGCUCGAGUGUGAUUACCAUCGUUACAUGUAGCAUUGUCAUUGGACAGGAUGACAUCGAAUAUUACCAAUCUUUUAUUUGUUUAGGUAAAAUUCUAGACACUGUAAUUUGUGUAAAAAGUAAAAAAAAAAAGAGACAUGGCUCUCCAGGAUUUGACAGUCUCAGUUUUAAACAAUGUAUUUUUUUUAACCUUAUAAAUGUAUUACUGAUGAGACACUAGUUGUUGUCCUUGGAAUUUCUUCAUAAUCAUAAGAUGAUUACAUGUAUAUUGUGUGACAUCUUUAUAUGAAAUUCCUAUAUGUACACACAUAUAAGUCAAUAUGUAUUUUAGAAAGAGAUUUCAUUAUGCUUUUGACUGUAGACAUUAGUUCAUUGACUGCUACUAAUGCUUCUAUACAUCUGGGAAUAUUUAUAUGUAAAUAUAAAUUAUAUACAUUUGUGUGUUUAUUUCACACUAUUGAUGAUCUUUAUGAUCCUCUUGUUUCCAGCCUAAUCUGCUAUAAACCUCUACAAUUUCCCCCUUAUUUUCACCCUGUUUUUUCUUUCUCUGUUGGUUGCCAACCUUGACCUCACAGAAAGAUUGUUGGUAAGAUAGAUGCAGACAGUGACGGGCUUGUAACAGUGGAGGAACUAAGGGAUUGGAUAAAAUUUGCCCAGAAGCGGUGGAUUUACGAGGACGUAGAACGACAGUGGAAGGGCCACGAUCUCAAUGGGGACAACCUGGUGUCCUGGGAGGAAUAUAAAAAUGCCACCUACGGUUACAUCCUUGGUAGGUGUCCUGUAUCCCUUUACCAUCUUCAUUCCUCCCAUUUUUUCUUUAUAGAAUCAUUGUAAGUAAAAUAGACUUGGAUAAAGAUGGGUUUGUGACGGAGGGGGAGCUGACUGCGUGGAUCAAGAAGGCGCAAAAGAAGUAUAUCUAUGACAACGUUCAGCGCCAGUGGCAUGAGUUUGACAUUAACCAGGAUGGACUUAUAUCAUGGGACGAGUACAGAAACGUCACCUAUGGCACUUACUUGGGUAAGGGAGGAGUCUGCAAAGACAACGAUGGAAAACUCUUGAGUGCCUGGUUGACGUGGCUUAAGUUUUUUGUUUUUCUCCCUCCCAAAUUUUACGAGAUGCUGCCAAAGUAUAAUCAUUUUGUUGUUUUUUUCAUUGUAGAGUGCAAUUGUAGAAUAUAAAGGCAAAUAUUUCUAUCUACAAGAUGUGUAAAUGUACUUAUGUUUUGGCGCCUGCACAAGAAUUCCAUAACUCCUAAAACUAAGCUGCUAAAACAUAGGGGAUACUCUAACCACCAAAACAACUUAAGCUUAAUAGAGCAGUUUUGGUCGAAUUUUUAAAGUGACUUUCGUAUUAAGGCCAAAGCAGAUGAGAAGUCUUUUAGUUCAGCUAUUUUAAUCUUAAAGGAACACAAACCAGUAUUCCUGACACUAUAGUGUUGGCCCACUGCCUCCCUGACCUCCGGUUAGAAAGGUGAUUUACUCACGAUUUUCCAGCUCUGCACGGGUCUUGUUGCGGUUGGCCCCGCUCCCUUGACUGAAAUCAUUAAAUUUGAUAUCAGCCAAUAAACAUCUCCUCAUAGAGAUGCAUUGACUCAGUGCAUCUCUAUGGGAAAAGUUUGGUGAUUCCAUGCAGAGCGUGGAGACGCUGAACGUCGAUGCUGCACAUUGUGCAGCACUGACCAAGGAUGUACCUCUAGUGGCUGUCUGAGUGAUUACCACUGGAGGUGUCCCUAGGCAGUAAUGUAACCACUGCCUUUUCUCGGAAAAGGUAGUGUUUUGUUUAUUAAAAUAUUUGCAGGGACAGGCCAUACACAUCAGAACUACUACAUUAAGCUGUAGUUGUUCUGGUGACUAUAGUGUACCUUUAAAUUUGAAAUUCACUUUGAAUUUUAACUUUAGCGAAUAAGCCUCUUAGUAUUGAGAUCAUGCGCCUACAAUCUCUCUGCUCGGUUCCCUUCCAUUUUUGGAGUUAAAAUAUUUAUUUUGGUAUAUGCAGCCUUAGCCACACCUUCCCUGGCUGUGACUCCUAUAGCCUCCAUUAAAACAUUUGUUUCAUUUUCAAUCAAAUGAUGACAUUGCAAUGUGCUUACUUUAGAAGUUUGUACCUCCUGUUGUGUUAAUUGAACUUUAAUCACACACGAGGCUCCUGCAGACUAUUAACAGAGCAGGAGCUAAUGAAUUCUAAUUUAAGCAUAGUGUGCAAGAAAGGAAGUUUAAACAUCAGAUCUCCUUUUAAAGGAAUUGUCUAGGGGAAAUUGUUUAGGUUACCGUCGGGGGAUGUGUGACUAGGGCUGCAUAAAUAAAGUGAUUUAGCUCCUAAACGAUAGAUAAUUGAACAGUAAAGCUGCAGUGGUGUGAUCUAUACUCCAAAAACUCUCCAUUCUGCUAAAAUUGUUUUGGUGCUUAUCGUAUCCCUUUAUGAAUCAUUUUGUAAAUGUACAGGUUUUGAAUUUACAGAUGUAUGUACCUUAAAGAUAGUUUGUUUUAAAUCAGGAUAUUAAUUUCAAAUAUAUGGAACAUCUAGACCGUAAAGCAACAAAAAACGAUGGAGCCAUAUUUCAGAAACUUUAGUGAUUCAAUAUCUUCAGUUACAUGUGAUUCCACAAAGUAGAGAAUUGCUAUUACAAGUUCUAGAAUAGCUUAAUUUCCACACUGAAAGCUUCAAAAGUAACAUUUCCAGAGAACGAAUAAAAGGAUAGUGAGUGAUUCCUGCAUUUGUGUAUCUGUUUGAUAUCUCCUUGUAGUAUGAGUUUGUUCCUAUAUUGAGUGUAUAUAUAUAUAUAUAUACAUGUUUUGUUGUGAGCUGUCUUUAAUGCAGCUUGUGUAAGCAUUGUGUGUUGUCUGUAUCACUAAAGCAUACGCCAGCACCACAGAUAGUAGUUCAUAUACAGAAUUCAUAACAUAGAGUUCUUGAUGGUGGAUGGACACUGGAAAAAGAGUAACAAUGUAGUGUUGCGUAUAUAGUUUGUUUAAUAAUACAAUGUCAGGCGUUGCUUCCUGUAAAAUAUACUUAAGCCUCUGAUUAAUACUCUUUUGCCCCUUAGAUGAUCCCGAUCCAGACAACAGCUUCAACUACAAGCAAAUGAUGAUGAGAGAUGAGAGGCGCUUUAAAAUGGCUGACCAGGAUGGUGAUCUUAUUACCACAAAAGAGGAGUUCACUGCAUUCCUUCACCCAGAGGAGUAUGAUUACAUGAAGGACAUUGUGGUUCUGGUGAGUUUUUCUUAGGGGAAAGGUCUCUGUCCAUCACUAGGGCUGUGCAAAGUAUUCUCACAUCUUUGCUUACCUAUUGCAUUUCACUAUCCUCUUAUUUUGUAGAAGGGAUAAAUGGAGUGAAUUGAACUGUUAAAAAUUCCCCCACAAGGAUGUCCUGAUAUGUAUGAGCACAUCUCUGUCCAUGACUAAAAGCUGAAACUGAAAGAUAUAAUGUGGAACUGUUAAAUUUCCUUCUAUAUAUUGCCCAUAUCUGUUAAAUGUAUUCUAUUUUUGCUGAUUGCUUCUAUGUGCAUUGAGAUCAUAACAUGUAGUUUCUUUGUUAUAUAUGUUUCCGCAAGGUCUAGAUUUCAGACUUGUCCUGCGUUUUUAAGACGUUGUCGUGGUUGAAUAUAGCACAGUUAUAUUUUUUACUCCAUGUGAUCUUAUAAAUGUUAUUUAAAGCGACACUGUAGUCACCAGAACUACAGUUUAACGUAGUGGUUGUGGUGAGUAUAAUCAUUCCCUUAAGGCAUUUUCAUGCAAACACUGCCUUUUUCAGAGAAAAGGCAAUAUUUAAAUUGCCCCUAGGGACACCUCCAAGUGACCAGUCCUUAGAUGGCCACUGGAGAUGCUUCCUGGGGCAGUAGUGCACAGUAGGCAGCACUGCCUUUCAGCGUCUCCAAUUUCUGAGACGCUGAAUUAUCCUCAGAGAGAUGCAUUGAUUCAAUGCAUCUCUAUGAGGAGGAGCUGAUUGGCCAAAAUAGUGUUUGGCCCUGCCACCAUCCCAUCUCCAUGCCAAUUUCAGCCAAUCCAAUCCUUCCCAUAUGGAAAUAAGGUUUUAGCUCAUUCUAAGGGGGCUAAGAUGGGAAAAACCACCUAAAUACUGUUUUAACACUAUAGGGUCAGGAAUACAUGUUUCUUUAAGUGAUCUAUACUGUCUAUGUAUCAUAAAAUGGUUCUUCUUAAUUAGGGUACUACAUUUUAGGGAUCACAUGUGCUUUUACUCAUGCUUGUCUUUGUUCUUUCCCCAGGAAACCAUGGAAGAUAUAGAUAAAAAUGGAGAUGGAGUCAUAGACCUGGAUGAAUACAUAGGUGAGGGUAUAGGUUAUUCCUAAAAAGCCAUAUCAAUUGUGUUUGCUGUUUAACGUGACAAUUCAAGAACGGUUAAUAAAGCUGUGUUGGCAGUGUCUGCUUUGGCAGCAUUGGUGUAUAUGUUAUAUAGAAUUGUUUUUAUUUUUAAUCUGCAAGUAUACAGUUUAAAAAUAAAGUGACAGGUGUAAUGAUGUAGUAACUUUUAGCAAUUCUCUCAAGUCUGCAAAACCCCAAACUAUUAAGUUAAAAAGAAAAUGUUAACCAGUAAUGUGGACCCACAGGUGAUAUGUAUAACCAUGAUGGGGAUGCUGAUGAACCCGAGUGGGUGAAAACAGAGCGGGAACAGUUUGUGGAGUUCAGAGACAAGAACCGUGAUGGUAAAAUGGACAAAGAAGAGACCAAGGAUUGGAUCCUCCCCUCUGACUAUGACCAUGCAGAAGCUGAAGCACGUCAUCUUGUUUAUGAGUCUGACCAAAACAAGGUGAAUAUAUCACAGGGUUUUGGGGAAUAGGGUGGUAUUCAGAAAAAUAAGAGUAUAUGGUUCAGAUUGCACUUGUGCAAGAAGUAUCCUGUUCCUAGCAAUGUUUUUUUUUUUUUUGCUUGAUAUUCCAAAGUAUACAUAUUAUCAUAACAUCUUAUUUUUAGAUGACUGUUACUGACCUUGCUCUUCUGUUACCUGUUUUCUUAGGAUGGCAAGCUGACACGAGAGGAAAUUGUAGAUAAAUAUGAUUUAUUUGUCGGCAGCCAAGCUACAGAUUUUGGAGAGGCGCUCGUUCGACAUGAUGAAUUCUGAGGAUGAAGGGGAACCCAGCCAUUGUUCCAGUAACUCAUAAUCCCCUCUUCCAUGCUUGAAAAGAGUGGGAGAUGCAACAUUUUAACUGAGAACAAAAGUAAUUUAUUGCAAACAGACUUCCCAAUCCAAAAGAGUCAAGACUACAAAAUUUUUGUUUUUUAUAAAUGUGAUGCCACAACAUUUUCUCCAGAAUCCUGCCCACUGUGGCACUCUUGCUCAGUUUAGUGAUAUUUUCACACACACAAAACUGGUAAUUCUUGUCAAAAUGCACUUUACAGUGCUGGUAUCAUUGCAGUAUGUAUUCUGGAAAGGUCAGCGAUGACUCCCUUACACAGCAAGGCUGUUUCUCAUGAGGCUAAUUUGAAUGCUGUUGUGUGUUUGUCACUGCUCUCCGUCUUCCAGUAAUCCCAUGUUUAUUGUGUAUCUUGGUAAUUUUUUUUUUUUGAGAAAUGUGUACAAUUUAUUUUAAACAAGAAAUUAGUGAUGGGUCUCCUUUGACAUGUUGAAGAAACGGUUGUUUUGUAAUUAAAUGUCCAUAAUUGUUUGAGGCCUUCAGAUUGCCUUAUGUAUAAAUAUACUCCUUUCUGUGUAUUCCUCAAGUUGUACUGAAUGGGGUAAUCUGAUAGACUGUUUUCUCGGGGAAAGAGUGAUGAAUUCCAGGUCAAUUUGCUGCCUAUUUCUACAUCUAGUAUUUUAUUGAAUUAUGUCAAUGUAAUCUUUAAGUAAUAGCCUAAUAGCUCAGUAUUGUCACCUACUUCCACCAAGCUUUACAACUCUUUGCAUUUAUAAGUUUCCUGUAUAAACAAGGUGCAAUCAUCAAAUUUUACAUUUUAUAAAUAAGCCUGGUUUCAGGUUGUGGACCUUUUUCAUCCUGAUUGCACAUUGUUUAUACAUGCUGCAUAAGGUGUUAUGCAGUGUUGGGCUAGUUGAAUACAGGAGGGCUUUAAUCCUUUAUUUUUUGCUUAGGCUCUAUGUUGAUAGAAGAAAUGUUAGUCAUGUUUAUAUAUAACAUGAUGUUGGUGUAAGACCUCUAUUAUCAUGUCCUCCACUUGACCUAGUUCCUUAAACAGCAUUUUUACGAAAUAUGUAAUGCCUCAUAGGCCAGUAUGUGUUAAUGUAUGAUGAAGGAGCUAGAUGGCAUUCCUGCCUUUGAUUUGAGCGUCAUUUUUAAAUUUAUGUACAUUGAUUUUUUUUUUUUCUUAUCAUUCAGCACAAUGCUUUAAUAUAAUCAUGUUUAACACGGGUGUAUAGUUUGUACAAGUGAUUAUCCUUGAAUAUAUAAGAAGAAUCGUUGUAUAAUGGUAAACCAGGUGCUUCAAAAAAUAUCUAACAUCAAUGCUGUGAGCCACAUAGGUAAAACUAAUUUCUCCUUUUACACUGGGUAACAUAUGCAUGUGAUCAUGGUACACUGCAGUGGCUAAUAUUUUAGAAUACACCACAUGUGUGUGUGGUUUUUUUUUUUUUUGUGUGGCUUUUUUGUCUGUAGAUAUUGACAGACUUAUGGAAAGAUACUGAGGUUAUUUCCAAGCUGUUUUAUACACCAACAUUAUGGGUUUUAUAAUUGUGCUCUUCUUAAUACCUGAAUUAUUCUGUUAUAGGUAGAUGAGUUAUUUUAAUGAGAUGCAAGUUCUUGAUAAUUUUGGCUUAAUCACUCCACACGUGACAUAUCAGUGUGGUAUGGUCCAUUUUAAAUGUAGCUAUAAACCCAACUGUUAACCACCAUGGUAUCUAGUUUUAUAUUGUGUGAAUCCUUUUGAUAUACAAUAUGCCUAAGGUUUUGUGCUUUUUUUUUUCUCCCUGUGUUAAUGUUGUCCGUCCUUAAGUGAAAGUUUUGUUCACACUACAUUUUAACGAACAAGUACAAUUGUUUCUGUAUAAAAAGAAAUCAGUUGAGCAGUCAUUUGUUUUUCUAUACAUUUUGAAAACCAGAAUGCCAUCAGAAUAUUGAUAUAAAAUGUACCAGGAACACUUUGCAUGUUAAAAUUCUUACACUGCAGCCCAAUAAUUCUAAAAGGAACAUCAUUUUGAAUGUGCAUAGGGAUUGUAUUUUUUUCUGACCCUUUCUCUGGAUAAAAAUCAUUGAGAUAAAGUGAGAACUAUAAUAUACUAGGCACAAGGCCAAAAUGCUAUAAAGUAACGCCUCAUUCAUUUCAACUAUCAAGUGAGCUAUGAGUACACUUGGACAUCAGUUCCAUGUUUACCUUUGCUGCUGAACCUAAAGGGACACUAUAGGCACCCAAACCACUUCAGCUCAUUGAAGUGGUCUGGAUGCAGUGUUGGUGUCUCACUUAGUCCCGCAAUGUAAAUCAUUGCAGUUUUUAUGAGAAACUGCAAUAAUUACAUUGCAGGACAAAGACUGCCUCUAGUGGCUGUCAAUCAGACAGCCACUAGAUUCACUUCCUGCUUGCUAGGUGACUUUUUUUAGUCACCUAAUUGAUGCUACAUGUCUGCACACUCUACAUGAGGACAUCCGGUGUCAGAGAACACCCCAUAGGAAAGUAUUGCAGCAAUGCUUUCUUACAGGGAGGGCCUAAUGUUCUCAUUAGCCCGCUAUACACUAUAGUAUCCUGUUAAGUGAAGGUUUCCGUCUACUCUAAUAUAUUUCAUAGAAGAAAAUGGGAGUGCUAACUUUACAAAUCUUUAUUUGUGACUCCCAACAUGUUUGUUUUAAGCUCUUAAACUACAUGUAGAGCAGGGAUGCUCACAAGGUAGAUCCCCAAAUGUUUUAAAACUACAUCUUCCAUGAUGCUUUGUCACUAUAAAGCAUUCUAAAGCCAUGCAAAGCAUCAUAGGAAUUGCAGUUCUACAACAUUUUGGGGAUCUACUUUUUGGGCACCCCUGUAAAGCUUAGUGAGUGUCUUUUCUUACAUGGGUUAUUCAGUAAAUCAGAAAUUGCCAGGAAUUUAAUUAUAGGUCUAUUCCUAAAAUUAGCAAAUACUUGGUAAGUUUCAAAAUGUUUAGUUCUCCUACAAGAUAUUCUAGGAUAAUAUAAAUGUCUUAAGUAAGGGAAUUAAACAGCCCAUUGUUUAAUGGCAAAUGCAGUAUUACAUAAAUGGCAGGUUAAGAUUUUUUUUAAUUUUUUUUUUUUUUUACGUUGCUGUAAUGUGGUAGAGCAGUGGGGUAGGCAUCUUUUUUCACUACAAAUGUUAGCCUACACCUUCCAUAAUGCUGGCAAAGCAUCACAGACGUAGUCGUCCACAAUAUUAGAAGUGUUGAAGGUUGCUUACCCCUGUUGUAAUUUUGAUGGGUAGAUCAAAUGCUAAACAUCUGAUAAAUGUGAGGCAAGAAAAAUAAAUUGUUUAAUGUAUUAUCCAAUAUGUUUAUGUAAACGAUGGAGGUUUAGACCUUCUGAUCGUUGCAGGCGUAUCUGUGUAGAGUUGCCACUGACUUUGUAGGCUCACACACUACUUUUUUUUUUUCUUUUGGAUAAAUAACUCUUUUCAAAUCUGAACUGCUAAAUCCACCCCUGAAAGUUCCUCUUGCUAUUUGUAUUCCAUGUAACACGUUUUUAAACACUACUUGUUUGUUUGUUUUUGUUUUUUUUUGUACAAUAAUGCGCCUUGGGGUGCACCCAAUUAAAUGUUUAAUAACAUUGCUAUUGUCUUGUAUUUCACUUUUCUAAAAGAAAAUGGCUGGAGGUCAGACCAGCUCACAACUAAUACAAUGUUGACCAAGGGUUAUCAUGCCACCCUGGAGACUGUUUCCAGCACAGAUAAGUCAGUCCAGCCUGUAUAGAUCCUUGUCUUGCUCAGGAAUCAGAAAAGAGGCACAUUGCCAGCUUCCCAGUGGAAGGAAAGGCCCCCAUCAUGUUAGGGGGGGGGAAAGUCAAUUUACUAUAACAUAUGUAAUUGCAGCAUGUGGGGGAGGGCGGGGGGCUUCUGACUAGAUUGCAUGACUUUCACCCCCAAAAAAG
Messenger RNA from Pelobates cultripes (western spadefoot toad), 15558 nucleotides. The record is from the annotation of a GenBank genome assembly. Lineage: Eukaryota; Metazoa; Chordata; Amphibia; Anura; Pelobatidae.